Molecule: messenger RNA, 5015 nt
Organism: Nomia melanderi (Alkali bee)
Lineage: Eukaryota; Metazoa; Arthropoda; Insecta; Hymenoptera; Halictidae
Source: RefSeq, a predicted model, not a curated record
UUGACGCGAAUCGAAUCGGCUGUUCCCAACGCAGUAACGUUGAUAAUAUACACGCUUCGCGAGCGCGACGCGCGUAGUCAACAAUUACAAACUUGCAUUCUCCCGAGCGUCAUGUUUAUUUACAUCGCAACGAAAUCACUGACAACGAUAAAAUAAUCUGUGACAGUUUGAUCGUCACCUGUCGAGAAAUUUGGCCGACAGCGAGUCGAAAAGUUCACGGGAAGAAAAGCCAACGACAAGGUUGACAUCGUACCAGGAAACAUGGAUGGGUUCGCGGACGAAUCUUGGUUCGAUUACGCGAAAUGUCAGGUGAACGUAAUCUCGGCGAGUAACGAAGCGAGAUGAGGCGACGCGACGCGACGGUAGCACACAACUGUAAACAAACCGUGAGCCGACUGUCAUUCGAUCGAUGGAACAGCUGUCAAUGAUGCAGAAUUAUAUAUCGUUUACAUCGUACAUACCUUUUGUCCAACCGGAGUCAGGACCAGGCCUGGAAAUCGAGCACCUAACCUCAGUAUUUUCACGAGACCGUGCCUAACGAGUUUUCUACCGGAACAUUUCUUCGGAUCGCAUUGUUCGAGGUCCCACAUGGCAACCGGAAAGGAAAGGGGCCAUUCUUCGCUUUCCUCUAAACAAAUUCAAUUGCAAUGUUCUCGUGUUUUCCUCGAAACCGUAUAACCGAAAGUCUCGUCUUUUUCUCCUAACCUGAUUCUUCGUCAUCCUCCUUGUCAGACUUGUCCCUUUCUUGUCGAUACUUUUCUUCUUUCCCAACCACAUGACGAGGUCUCCUCGUUAAUAUUUUCUUUUUAUUUUUCUUCCCGCGAGAUGACAUGAAAUUUCGUAACGAUUUGUAAUUUGACACUACAGAUUCGCGUGCUCUUCAAUGACUACUUGCUGCACGCGUACUUAUGCACCUACACAACUUGGCUCUCUCGACUCUUUAUGUAUACACUGCCACUGCAUCGAACGGCCCUGGAAUACUCCCAUAGUGUGAGUAACAACUGUAACAAGUGGCCGUUUUGUUCUCAAUGGGAUCGCGGAGCACAAAUCGUUCGGAGUACGAUGCUUCUUUAAAUAUGUGUUUAAAAGCGUUCUCAUUCGUAUAAGAAUGCAUCGUGUACCGUGAUAUUUCAUUUAAUUACAAAAAUAUGGAUCCAGAGAACGUUGGCAAAGAAACAAUUUUAAAAGUAACAGAUUGGUUACGUGGAAUUUGGGAGAUGAGACGUAAAACUGGCCCGGUUCAACAAUGGGUUGAUUCAUUACCGUCACCUGCAAAAUCAAAUUUAUCAAUGGAAAAUCAACAUCAAGAUGGACCAUUUGGAAAAGUUACUGUUUCAUUACCACCAACAGAGCCUAAGGAUAUUCCAUAUUCUAUGGAAGUUAAAUCCCCAAAAAUGACCAUAUCUGCGCCUAUUAAUGUUCCUAAUAUGUCGAUUAUUAAUGCAUCUGCUCAACCCAGUUCGUUGCCUCAUAAACUGAUGCGCGAUCCAAGUUUGCAGUCUGAUAGCAGUCAUUGCAGUAGUGUGGAAAGCUUGUUAGAACUACGAAAAGCAGAUCCUGAAGCUGUUUUACUUGGCUUAGGGUUUGGUGGUUCUUCGAGUAGUCCUCAAGACAAUGGCUCUCUUUCUCGUAUACCAAAAAGAUUUUUGCAGCCGUCAAAGCUAAAGGGCAUAGCCAUUAAUGAUUUUGUGAAGCAACAACAAGAAACAAGCGAGUCCUUUGAUUCUGUGUCGUUAGGAUAUCGAGGAUUAACAGGUUCACCGUACGUAGCACCGUCGGAAAUCGUACAAAAAAUUAUGCAAUGCUUACGAGAACAUGAAAGUCAUGAACAAGAUCCGUAUGCACUCUAUAAUUCUUACGAGCAAUACAGUCCGUUGCAACAAACUAGUGGUACACUUUCUGUACUAUCACCGGAUAAUAGGCAGUUUUUGGAACGACCACGUUCAAAAAGCCCCGAUAUGCGUAAUAAACGUAUGAUUAUUGGACAAAAAUCAUUUGCAUUUGGACAUGAUGGGAACCUAAUUGAAAUUAAUUCCUCCAAUGUGAAAAGAAUACGCGAAAAUAAUAUAAACAGUGAACCUAGUUCUAUUGGAAAUUCACAAAUAUUUUUCGGGACUGUAGAAAACAUGAACGUAGAUCACAGUAAAAUGUUCGAAGAUACGGCUAUCCAGAAAAUCAACAAUAUAUUACCAAAGAAAUUGUCGUUUGAUGAUAGUAUAGAAAUUUGCGACGCUAACAUUAAUGAACCGUUGGAGACAGAUAAGGAGUACAUAAAUACACCUAACAUAAAAUUUGACGAAGGUAUUGAUUUCAAACAACAUACCUCUUUAAAUAUAACAUCGCAAAAUUUAUCCGAUAUUCGAAGAGCUAGUGAUGGGGCCUGUGAUAUGAAAAUCGAAAGUGAUAUACCGAUAGUGCAGUCUCGAAGACACAGUGAUAGCUUUGUUCAUACGACUGAGAAUGGUAAUAAUGAGUCCAUUCUGUCACAGAAAAGGAGAACCUUGAAACGUCAGACUAGAGUAAGUGAUGUAGACGCAGUCAAUUACUGUAAUUUCAAUUCCAAGACACGUACUUCCGAGACAAUGGAACAGAAAGUAAUACACUCGCAGAAAAAAAUAGAUACGCGGGUACAUAGUAAGAGCACUCAAACAACCUCACUUAAAAAUAUCACUGAAAAUGUAGGAUUAAAAAACGAAAACGAUAGUUAUAGUAUGACGCACGGUUCAAGUACAUUUGCGGCAGAAGUAAGUGAUUGUACCCGUUGUAUAGAUAAUAGUUUUGACGAAGAAAAGCAAAAUCAUGAUGUCGAUAAACAUUAUGAUAGACAGAAAAAUCAAUCUUUAAACCAAACAUGUAUCGAUGAUGAAGAGAGUACAACGAAUUGUUGUUGUUGUCGUUCUGGUUCUACAAAAUAUUGGGAGAAGGUGGACAAAAUUAUACAAGAAAAUAAGAAUUUUGAGAAUAUGGUAAAAAAGAAUAGAAGAGAAAUGGCAGAAAUCCGUGAAAUGUUAAGCAACGUAUUAUCCGUGCGAUUAGAACCUGGUUUUUAAUCUGAAUAAAUAAAUAUAAUGUGAAAAGAAUUAUUUGGAACACACAAGCGAUAACAAUGAUUAUCGUUUCAUCGUUUGUAAAACAUUUUAUUUCGUAUAGUAUAUUUCAAGUUCCAGUUCAAUCUAUUUGACAAAUGAAAUAUUUAUUUCAUAUGUAUCAAUAAAUAGGGGUCUAUAAAGGCAUUUUUUAACACUACAUAUAGUAAAACUGGUAUGCGGAAGUAUCUCAGGAAGUAAAUUUAGUAUUGUAAUAACUAUUAAUUUCAAUGAUCCAUAUAUGAGGGGACAUCUUUAUUUGUAACUGUUGCAUUUUCAUGCUUACAAUUAUAAAUAAAGAUGUAUUUGUAUCUUGUUAUGUUUUCAAAUUUUAUUCUUAUUAUAUAGAUGUAUAAAUCAAAUACCAAUGUUCGAUACAUAAUGAUAGGUAUAAACAAGUUUUCAUUAUCAAAUAUGAUUAUAGUGUUUCGUUAUGUUUGAAUAAUAUUUUUAUUCUAUUAUUGUACUUGUUAAUUUUGAUAGAUUUCUUUGUUAAAUGAUUAAAAUUAUAUUAUUGUUACAUCAACAUGUGAAUAGUUUUACAGUAUGACCCUGCGUGUAUUCAAUUUUAUUAGUAUCAAAGGGUAAUAAUGCUAUAUCAUGUUUCCACCAGUAAAAGAAGUUUGUAGAAUUUUCAGCUGCAAUUUUGUUCAGCGAUGAUAUGCUAAUAAUCCAUAACAAUAACAACAACAACAACAACAACAACAAUAUUAAUAUUAAUAAUAAUUUAUUGUAUUUCGUCAUUUAUAAUUGAAACAUAAUGAACUAGUAAAAAAUGUGAUAAUUACUGAACAUUGUUAUCUACGUGCAAUAUUUUACAUCACACAGUUAAAAUGUUUUUGUGGUGUUUUCAAAGUUUAAUAUUUUCAAUACGACUGUAAUCGGGAACAUGAUCAAACAAAAAUUUAUAUCUUUUUCUCGAAAUGGAAAACAUUUUUUAUAGGUAUUUUGACGACUGCUUAUAUUUGUAGCGUGAACAUUAAUAUUAUAUAAAUUACGUUCCAGAUACGCGUGAACAUCGUAUUUGUUUUUAAUGAUACACAUUAGACACACAAAAAAUCGCAUCAACUUAUAAAGAUAUAACUAUGUACCAUCAUCUCAUGCCUACAAAGUGCACAAAACUAAAAUUUCUAUUUUUUAUAUUGUAUUUCGUUUCUUUUAAUAUUAUGUAUUAUAAAAGGUAAUAUAUUUAUUAGAAUUUAAAUAUUAAUCAAUGAUCCAAUAUUAAGAUAAACAUUAAAAAUAAAUUAUAUUAUUCUUCCAAAGUAUAUCUUUUAUCAAAAGAUAAGAAAAAGCAAAAAUAUUUCAAGUUUUAUAUUUUUUUCUUGCUUUAAAGUUUCAUACUAUUUUGCAUUUUUGUUUUGUUUUGAUGAAUUAAAAUUUUAAAGCAAUAUGUUUUUACAAUUUGUUCAUGCAAUCAGUAUGGAGAAAAAAUAAACUAUAAAAGAAAGUUGUGUGUAUGCUGUUUUCAUACAUGCUUGUACCAAUCCUGUGUUAUACACGUCUGUGGUUACAAUUAAUGAUUUAUUUGUAGUAUGAAACGAAUAUUGUUUUAUUUGAACUUUUCGGUAAUAUCAUAUUUCAACAUAUAAACACUUAACUAAUUAAAGAAAAUAUGAAUGUAAGAGACACAAGUACUGUAAAUCUACACAGCAUGUAUUUUUCAAUUUUGUCUAAAAUUUUAAGAAGAGAACUGAUUUUUCGGGAGAAAUCGCUUUUUCAGGUUUUUUCAAAUAUAUCAUUUAAUGUUUAGACUUUUAAACUUAUAAUGAAAAUUAUAUUUCUUACCAUAUGCCUACAUUCCAAUAAGUUUGAUGUACAUAGAUUAUACAAACAGGAGAGUUGUUUUUGUGUUAUGUUUAAGAAACGAUAAAAUGUACAAAUACGGGAACACUGAAUAAAUAUUUAACACAAUUAGUUUUUACCCUC